This is a messenger RNA of Manis javanica (Malayan pangolin), 1686 nucleotides long. It is a transcript of the gene ERFL, whose product is annotated as ETS repressor factor like. Lineage: Eukaryota; Metazoa; Chordata; Mammalia; Pholidota; Manidae. Gene Ontology annotation, molecular function: sequence-specific DNA binding; DNA-binding transcription factor activity, RNA polymerase II-specific. Gene Ontology annotation, cellular component: nucleus. Gene Ontology annotation, biological process: cell differentiation; regulation of transcription by RNA polymerase II. The record is from RefSeq and is a predicted model, not a curated record.
CCCUCCCCAGGGCGCCGCGGGGGCCAUGGCUGCGGGAUCCCAACUUUAAACACUUCUCCCCGGACCGGAGCGGUGCUGAUGCGCGAGCCCCAGCGAGGCCGGCUCCACCAUGGAUUGUAGCUGCGUCUCCGACCUUCUCUUCGCCCCGCCCGCCCUGCCAGCUCUCUGGACCCCUGGGUUUGCCUUCCCGGAUUGGGCCUACAAGCCGGAGUCGUCCCCUGGCUCCCGGCAGAUCCAGCUGUGGCACUUUAUCCUGGAGCUGCUGCAGAAGGAGGAGUACCAGGGUGUCAUCGCCUGGCAGGGGGACUACGGGGAGUUCGUCAUCAAGGACCCCGACGAGGUGGCUCGGCUCUGGGGCAUCCGCAAGUGCAAGCCCCACAUGAAUUACGACAAGCUGAGCCGGGCCCUGCGCUACUACUACAACAAACGGAUUCUCCACAAGACCAAAGGGAAGAGGUUCACGUACAAGUUCAACUUCAGCAAAGUCGUGCUUGUCAAUUACCCACUGUUGGACGUAGCAGCGGCCACCACCGGCUCCCCACUCUUGCUCACACCUGGUCCCUUUGGGGGUGCCCCUGGGCCAGAUGCUCCUCCCCUCACCCCUGAGACCCUGCAGACCCUGUUCUCAGCCCCACGCCUGGGAGAGCCGGGGGCCCGGGGGCCCCUGUUCACCCCUGAGACAGACAAACUGCGCCUGGACAGCCCUUUCCCGUUCCUGGGCUCUGGUGCCACCAGCUACUCCAAGCCUCCUGGCCUGCUGGGUCCCUACGGCCGCACCUUCCCAGAGUACCCCUGGAACUUUAACCCGUACCUCACUGGCCCCUUUCCCAAGCUGCCCCCCUCCCUCUACCCCCCCCAUUUCUACCCUAAUCCUUUGGCUAGUUCCCUGGGACACCUGUCCUCAGCAGGGGCAGGUGGGGGCCCUGCAGCUGCACCUCUGCUGGCUGCGAGUGGGGAGGGCCUGAGCCCUGAGUGCCCUUCAGGCCUGGCAGCAGCUCCACGCCUGGCAUUGCCGGGGGCUGGGGGUCCGGAGGCCACGCUGGGCGGGAAGGAGGACAGUGACUCGGAGCUGGAGAUCACCGACGUCAGCGGCUGCAGCUCCGACAGUGAGGGUGAUGAGGGUCCCCCCGUGGCCCCGAAGGCCAAGGCCAGCAAAGGGGGGGUUGGCAGCUGAGCCGGUGUGGGGUGAUGGAUUCCGCCGAGGUGGGGACCGGGGCAGCUGCCCAUACAGCCUUGACUGGUCUGCCCUCAGUAUCCCACCCAAGGUGGGGGACCAGCUCUCGACCCCUCCCAGGGCCAGGCACAUGGCUGCCCAUCUUCUUCCCUAACCCCAGGCUGGGGCUUUCAUCUCCCCAUCCAGAGCAAGGAGGGAAUGUGAUGGCCUCCAGCUUCCUUCCCAGGUUCCAGUUUGAGGGGGGGUCCCCACCUGGCCCGACUCCUGAAGUGCAAUACGGCGCCCAGCCUCCCUGCCCACCCCUGUGCUGUGACCUGUGUGUUUGUGCAGCCGUGUGACCCCCGUGCCGUUCUCAGUCCCGACACCUUGACACACAGGCCCCCUGGGGACAGGGAGCUCAGAGCAAUAACCCCGCCCCCAGCCCCCACCCAGGAGGGUCCCCUCCCCACCAGUUCCUCACACCCUCUGAACAGCCACCUCCAGAGAGUUUACUACAAAAAUAAAAGAAUGGA